Messenger RNA from Sesamum indicum (sesame), 964 nucleotides. Its product is annotated as phosphoribosylformylglycinamidine synthase. The record is from RefSeq and is a predicted model, not a curated record. Lineage: Eukaryota; Viridiplantae; Streptophyta; Magnoliopsida; Lamiales; Pedaliaceae.
UCGACACAACCCAAAAAAUCACCACCCAAGAAUUUCACUACUUUUAGGGAGAGAAGCUAUAUAACGGCAAACCCAACUCACAAAAUCGGAAAAAUCUGGUAAAAAUUCAAACCCCAAUUCGAAAAUGGCGUGCAGAAGUGUUAUGAGGGUGGUCUUCUUAACUGAACCAUGGCUGCCUCUACCUUUUAUGAGCAAAAAAUGUUCGAGCUUCACACCAAUCAUUUCACCCCACAAGAAAACAUCAACACCAUAUCCGAAUUGUGGUUGUAGAAUUGCAGUAAAUGCUAAGAGUUAUCAUUUCUCGAGGAAUUGCUCAAACAGUGUAAACCCAUCUUCAUCUGGCGAUGAUUCUGAGCAAGGCCCUCCUCAAGAAGCUGUUCUGAAGGCAAUUUCAGAAGUUUCCAAGACAGAAGGAAGGGUGGGACAAACUACAAAUGUAGUAAUUGGAGGUACAGUCGCGGAUGAUUCGGCCAAUGAAUGGCUUGCUCUAGAUCAGAAGGUGAACACCUAUCCAACAGUUAGAGGAUUUACAGCAAUUGGAACUGGAGGGGACGAUUUUGUGCAAGCCAUGGUUGUAGCUGUUGAAUCGGUACUCCAACAACCAAUACCAGAAUUUUGUCCUUUCCCUUGGGUAGCCUUUUUUCAGAAAAAAGGAAUAUCAAAGAAAAAUCUUUCAUGUCUUGAGGGUCAAGUGAAACAGAAGAUCUCCUCUGGCGGCAAAUAUGUGUCUGUGAACAUUGGACCCGUUCAAGUAGUUUCUAGUGAGCAGGUCCAAGCUGUAUACAACGCUAUGAGAAGAGAUGACAGGAUGAAAUAUUUUUUGUGAUUCUAUUUCCAAUUGGAUUCUGUAUAGAAGGCUAAUCAUCUAUAGCGGCAUGCUUGCCCUUAUUCCACUUUCAUUUACUCUUGACGUCAAAUUUUUCUACUAAUCAUCUAUUUAUUAUUUAUCCAUAAGUCAAGUGCA